Molecule: messenger RNA, 6204 nt
Organism: Psylliodes chrysocephalus
Lineage: Eukaryota; Metazoa; Arthropoda; Insecta; Coleoptera; Chrysomelidae
Source: the annotation of a GenBank genome assembly
UGUCACUUGUCAACAAGGAACUAUUCAUUGUUUUGAUUGGGAAUUUUGACAUUUAAUUUUAAAUAUAAAAAAAUUAACGGAUUAAUUGAUCGUGUGUAUUUAUUUAAAAUUUACUUAAAAUUACUACAAAUCUGGAUGAUAAAAAAGAAAUAAUGAUUGCUGCCUCAGAUCCACAGGAAUAUGUUCCAAGUGGCCGGCAGCAAGCAUUACGCCAUCCAGGUCCUGUGGAAACUACUGUAAAUAGCAAUCUAUCGGAUUUAGACGAACUUUUGUUAAAUAAAUUCGAAAAAGUGUCUUUAGCAGACACAAAACGCACAGAAUGGUGGAUUUUGAGGAAGGUUCAAGAACAGAAACAUUACCACAAAGAGACAGCUGAAAUAGACAAAAUUGAAAUCAGAAGUUACAUUAAUCCUGGAAAUUAUAAAAGCAGAUACAGUGAUGUUGAAGAUUCUUUGAGUUUAAAAUCUCAUAGUGACACUAGCUUUAAUAAGUUUGGUAAAAGAUUAUCUGAUGUUAAUGCUUCAAAGUUUUCUAAUAAAAGGUUAUCAGUUGAAAAUGAACUUAGAGGUGAGAAAAGUGGUUAUGAAUCUAAUAAAUGUCUAUAUAAUAAAACUAAAAGUAAUGAAGAACCUGUUUUUAAAACAAAAAAGGAUUCCACUUAUAUGGAAGAUGAAUUAUAUGUCAAUGGCCAUACAGUUACUUGGUCUAGAGGUCUAGUAAAUAAUCAUGAUGAUCUAGAUAAUGGAAGGAAAAUCAUUUGUUCCUAUACAUCAGAUUUUGUAGUAAAACAAGCCUUAUGGUGUACAUUUUACUGUGAGUGCCCAGUUUUUGAUGACACUAUAAUAGAUUUUGCUAAUUCUGAUGAACCAUCUGGCAAUCCAGUAGAAGCUGUUUGUAUUACAGAUUCACAUACUAUCAGGGUUUUUACCCCCAAAGGGGAAGAUUACACUGUGUCUGUACCUUUCGUUUUAAAUAAGUUGUGGAAUACAAAGUUUGGAAUUUUUAUAACAAAAGAAAUUGGAAGUUUUCCAAAAGAUCACAUAUAUGAAAUGAGAGCUUCACUGUAUUCUCUGGCAUAUCCACUAGAUGAUAUUUGUCCAGUUGUACUUAACCAUAAUGGCUCUCUAUCGAUUUUAAAUAACAACAACAUGCAGGUUGUAUUUACCAGUGACAAUCCAAGCAUAUGUUUGAUGUAUGAUACUGCCUCUAAGCAACAUAGUGUAUAUAGAAUAAGGAAAAUAAGACCAGAUGAACAAGAUUUUGGUGAUAAAUUGUCUAAUAUGUGUACCACUCAGUCAAAUAAGUUAAAAAGUAAACUUUCCAUGUGGGAAAAUGUAGUAAACAGUAGGAAUGUACCACCAAGUCCCAUUAGUGCAAUUUCAACUGCAGGACAUUUAUUACCUAAUUCUAGAUCACAAAGUUCCAUGGCAAUGAUGAGUCGAUGUCAAUCACCAGCCCCUACUACUUAUAACAGUCCUUGGUUAGAACAAAAUUCUAAAUUAAACAAUAGCAUGAAAAAUUCCGCUAUUUCUGCUAAGUCGUAUUUUGACUUGUCCAAAACUGUAUCUUUUCUGAGAGCCAAUCCUACCAUUUGUUUGGAUUAUUUGUGGACUGAUAAUUAUUCAAUACAGGAUAGUAAUAUGGCGGCGCCGGCAUCUAAAGUGUUCUUUACAGACGAUCUCGUAGGUCAAAAAUACCUGUGCUACAUUUUGGAGUCUAGGUCUCAGCUGUCUAUAGUAAAAGUAGAUUUUUCAGGACGCAAUUUAAUUUUUGGUAUGCUUACUAGUAUUAGCGCCAAAGAUGCUGUUCCCAUACCGCAUUUGCAUAUGUUGGUUAUAUUGGAACAUAGCGGCAAUGUUACUCUGUAUUCGGGGUUAAAUAUUAUUGGAAAACUUCAUAUUGGUGGUACUUUGGCUCAGCAUACACCUUCGCCUUAUAUCAGACGAACCACACUUCAACUAAAUUUCUCCCCAUAUCCAAGACGUAGCAGCCUUCUUCCACAUUUAAAAUCUACAGAUCCUAAAUUCGAUGAGCAUUUGUUAUCCCCAGUAUUACCAGCGUUGUCGAGCAUGGGAACAAGAAAUCCCGUUCUUGAUAUGAGUUAUACAGAUCGUGAUAACAGAAAAGUCGUCUUAAACGGUCUCAUUGAUGCCAUAGAAGAUAGACUAACUCUAAAAUAUUCCGACGGAACUUUUUAUCGAAUAACACUGCCAAGUUUGUCGUCUACAUCGUUGGUGGAAAGUUGCUUGGUAACGCUACGACAAAUUUUACAGAAAGAUAUCGCUGCGGUAUUACUGUGCAGAUGGUACGCCACGAAAAACGUUAUCGGAGCUCAAGAUGUGACCUUUGAACAGGAAUGGAGUAUGUUUACUGCUCUAGUUCUUGAACUUCUUGGUUACGACGACGAUCAAGACAACGAUUCAUCAAAAGAUCCUCCCAUAACGCCAUCUAGCCUAUCUAAAAAACAAAAAUACUCUUCCGGUACAGACGACGACUGGUUAUACCUUUGUUCAUGUGAUCAUUCAAAAGUAAACGAAAGCUUAUCUAACACGAUAAAAAUAGAAAAAUCACACAAUAAGUCGAAAAUCGACGACGAUUUCAAGGAAAGUAUAGACGCAAGAGGUGUACUAUUUCCUUACAUACGCCAAAUACACUUCAGUCUUCACCUGUUAUACGAAGACAUUAAGCUCAACACGCUCAGAUCAGAAGAACUACUACCGUUAAUGAAGUUUCUUAAUCAGCUCUCCGUCGAUCUCAACUUAAAAGAAUACAACUUGUACUAUUGGCUCGAUUUUCCCGAACAAGCUGUCUUAAAAGCGAGUUCUGUGAUUCCCCAAAGCGAAUUGAAGAACAUCAACUUUUGGCCGGGAUGUUCGGAAACUCCCUGUAGUAUUUUUAGAUGCAUCUACGAGAUGUUAGAUGGAAAGAAUGUUCAACCGUACCCUUAUUUGACGAAUGUGAAUACCAGAUCAAGGGAUAUUGUACAGUUAUGCGGUAUUUUGUCGCAAGCCAACAGUGGUAUGACUUCAUAUCGCGAAGUAUUUUUGGAAAGUUUCAUUAAAGAAAUUAACAAUACAACGUUUGAGGAACUUCCUCAGACUCCGUGGAAACAGAAAAGCGUUCUGAACGAUUGCAGGGCUAUAGAACAAGUCGUUUUGCUUAUGGUUGAGAUGAAAAUAACCACAAGUUUUUUGGACACUUUGCCAAUUUCGAUAUUUUAUCUUCUCUACAAUGCACUAUGGAAAUGCCGGGAAAACCCGCCUGCAGACUGGCCGGCCGAAGCUUAUUAUCUAUUGUGGCGGGAAGAUCUCGCUGCUGAAGCUGUAAAGAUAGAAAAAGAGAGGCAAGAGUCUUCUCAAGAACUUUUGGGAAUGUACAGCAGUACUCAGUUAGAGGAUGUUAUGCCAGGUAUUAAAGCAGAUUUCGAACAAGUCGAUGGCAUGGAAGACACCGACAACUCUCUGAUGAAACUCCGUUUUAGCGACGAUGUCAGAGUGAACGAAACUAGGAAAAUGUUACAGAGCUCGAGGCCGGUGCCCAUAGUGUUGACGCAAAGACCUGACGUCUCUGAUCACGAUUUUAUAGAGGAGCAGGAGAAGCAUUUGUACGGGAUCUGUAUUAGGACUAUGGCGUUGCCUGUGGGAAGGGGGAUGUUUACGUUACGCACAGCAACGCCCGUCAUCACAGAACCGCUACCGGCCCCUCCACUUUGUUUAACGGGCAAAGCUCCUCCUAGGGGCACAACAGUCGAUUUAAACCAUAUAGAUACGCCGGCCAACAUGAAUUUGUGGCCACUUUUCCACAACGGCGUCGCAAACGGUUUGCGAAUUACCCCCGAUGCGCACAAUAUCGAUAAUACUUGGAUUAUAUUUAACAAAUGUAAAGGUGGAAACGAAUUACAAAUGGAACACGCCGGAUUUUUACUAGCUUUAGGACUAAACGGACAUUUAAAAAAUUUGGCCUUCAAUAGUACUUUUAAUUACCUAGAAAAAUUGCACGAAAUGACUAGCGUAGGAAUUUUAUUAGGAUUAUCAGCAGCAUUUAGAGGCACAGCACAUCCAUGUCUUACAAAAACUCUCGCUAUACACGUAGAAGCACUUCUUCCUCCCACUUCUAUGGAACUAGACAUUCCUCAGACGUUACAAGUAGCUGGUCUUUUGGGUAUAGGUCUAGUAUACCAGGGCUCCGCCAACAGGCACAUGACUGAAGUCUUAUUAACAGAAAUCGGUCGACCUCCUGGACCAGAAAUGGAGAAUAGCAUUGACAGAGAAUCAUAUUCUUUAGCAGCGGGACUAGCUUUAGGCUUGGUUACUCUGAAACAUGGUGAACAUCCUUCUGGUCUAUCGGAUUUAAAUGUACCUGAUACUUUGCACUAUUAUAUGGUUGGAGGGAAUAAAAGACCUCUUACAGGUUCCCAAAAAGACAAAUACAAAACGGCGUCCUUCCAAAUUAGAGAAGGUACUUCGGUAAAUUUGGAUGUAACAGCGCCAGGAUCUACUCUAGCUCUAGGUCUAAUGUAUUUAGGUACUAACAAUAAAGCUGUAGCCGAUUGGAUGGCUCCACCUCAAACUCAGUACUUGUUAGAUUUUGUUAGACCCGAUUUUUUAUUACUAAGAACGUUAUCAAGGUCACUUAUCCUAUGGAAUCAAGUAGAACCUACCAAAGAAUGGGUUGAAAAUCAAGUACCUUCAACCAUAAGACCUUAUUGCAUGGUCAAACCUUGCCAUAAUUUAGAUGUAGACUACGAGGCAAUGAAUCAAUCAUAUUGCAAUAUAGUCGCAGGUGCCAGCUUCGCUUUGGGACUCAAGUUUGCAGGAACUGCAGAUGAAGAAGCAUAUGAAACUUUAUUAUACUUCUGUCACGUGUUCACUUCGCUUACUGGCAAAUCCAUUGCUGACUUAGCUGGAAAAUCGACCAUCGAAACUUGUCUCAAUGUUCUUCUACUCUCAGUUUCUAUGGUAAUGGCGGGUACAGGAAAUUUAGAAAUCAUGCGAUUGGUGCGCCAUCUAAGAAGAAGGGUGGGCGUUUCUAAUAGUCAAGUAGUAACUUAUGGAUCUCAUUUGGCCAUACACAUGGCGUUAGGGCUACUAUUUCUAGGAGGAGGUCGGUAUACCUUAUCAAAUACGCCGUCUAGUGUUGCAGCCCUAAUAUGUGCAUUUUACCCUAAAUUCCCUACACACAGCAAUGAUAAUAGGUAUCAUUUACAAGCUUUCCGUCACUUGUAUGUCUUAGCUGUUGAACCGAGACUGAUUAUACCUAAGGAAGUUCACAUUGACGAAAUAUGCUACGCCAAUCUUAGGGUGGUUAAACUAGGUGGCGCUGUCAUGAAUAUAAAAGGUCCGGGAAUUAUACCAGACUUGAAUACUCUUCUAAAAGUUGAAGUGAACGAUGAAAGGUAUUGGCCGGUUGUAUUUCAGAGAGGCAAGAAUUGGGAAUUGUUAGAGCGAAUUUUGUCAACGACGGGCUACAUAGAAGUGAAACAACGGGCAGGUUGUCUUAGUUACAUCCUGGAUAAAUUUGGUUACCAUAGUCAACUAGCUCGCACACUUACUCAUUCCACGGUAGUACCUUGGGAUCCUUCUCCCACAUCCAUAACUCUGUUCACUUCCGAUAAAUGCGUGAAGUUGUUCUGCAAGCAUUUUUUGACAGGCGACAAAUCUAAAGAGACCAGCACGGUCGAGGGGCGGUUGAAGCAGUGCUUAAGUAAAAUUACUUAUGAUGCUGUUGUGAAGGAUAAGCUGAUUGUGAUAGUAGUAUUUAUUGCAUUAGUUAAGGUUAUUUUGGACCUCGAGCUUUCGCCAUGCACAUCGAAUAUAUGGCAAUUUAAAAUCAUAGCUAAACAAAUAUUAAAAAGCCAUUCUUCCAACUUGCUUUCCAAAGAAAUAACUUUGUCCCUUCGGCAAGAAUUUUUGCAACAUUUUGACGGUUGGGAAGAGCCUUUGAAGCCUUCAUUGCAGAAAUUCUUAACCAGUCUGGACUUCGCCGGCAAUAUUGAUAAACAAAUUUCCAAGAGAUUAGCUACGUAUAUAAUUUUUUACGAUUUUCCUUGGAAGUGUGAAAUUCGGCGAGGGGAGUUUUUGGAAAUGUUUGGAAAUUUGAUGAAAAGCGGAUUGUGUACAGAAACUGUUGAAAAAAUUGUUAAAUUGUUGAAUUAAAUUUGUUUGUAUAUUUUUUUAUAGAUAAAUAAGACUUUAAGAAGUUUAA